This is a messenger RNA of Chrysoperla carnea, 2760 nucleotides long. RefSeq names its product 26S proteasome non-ATPase regulatory subunit 2-like. Bases 1 to 2760 code for a protein of 919 amino acids. NCBI's taxonomy places the organism in Eukaryota, Metazoa, Arthropoda, Insecta, Neuroptera, Chrysopidae. Gene Ontology annotation, biological process: regulation of protein catabolic process; proteasome-mediated ubiquitin-dependent protein catabolic process. The transcript is spliced from 3 exons. Gene Ontology annotation, cellular component: proteasome regulatory particle, base subcomplex; proteasome complex; nucleus. Gene Ontology annotation, molecular function: enzyme regulator activity. The record is from RefSeq and is a predicted model, not a curated record.
AUGCCAGAGCAAAUAAAUCCAAAACCGAUAAAAGUAAUCGAAGAAACACCACAAGAACUAUCCGAUGAAGAUAAACAAUUAAAAGAAUUAUUAGAUUUAUGUGUACAACGUUUACAGGAUCCAGAUGAAUCCUUAUACCAUCAAUCCUUAGAAAUAUUACGCACACAAAUACGUGCUUCAACAACGUCGAUGACCUCCGUACCAAAACCAUUAAAAUUUAUGCGUAUCCAUUAUGAAACAUUACAGCGUGUAUUUGAUAAAAUCACUGAUAAGAAUACAAAACGUUUAUGUGCCGAUAUAUUAUCAGUGUUAUCAAUGACAAUGGGUGAGAAUCGUGAAUGUUUGAAGUAUAAUUUAUUGGCUGCACCCGUGGAUAUUGCACAAUGGGGACAUGAGUAUGUACGUCAUUUAGCUGGAGAAAUUGCUGGCGAAUGGAAUGAAUUACCUGAUUAUAGUCCAGAAAGUGAAUACAUACGCCAUAGAUUAGUAGCAUUAGCCGAACAAAUUAUUCCAUACAACAUGGCACAUAAUGUCGAAUUCGAAGCAUGUGACUUACUCAUGGAAAUUGAACAUUUGGAACUACUAUUUAAAUAUGUGGACGAAAAUGUUUACGAACGAGUUUGCUUAUAUUUACAUUCUUGUGUUCCAUAUACAAUCUCAGACGAUACAGAUUCGAAUUCUACAUCAUUAAUGAAAACAAUUCUGCAAUUAUUUCUAAAAUUUAAACAAUAUCCACAAGCUUUACGUGUGGCAAUCCAAUACAAUGAUCGCAAAUUAAUUGAACAAAUAUUUAAUGAAUGUUCAGAUCAAUUAAUUAAAAAACAACUAGCUUUUAUUUUGGCACGGAAUCAUAUUUUUAUUGAGUUGCCGGAAUCAACGGAGAAUUAUGAUGAUUUAAUGGAUAUUAUGUCCAAUGCACAUUUGAAUCAUCAUUUCAUCAAUUUAGGACGAGAAUUGGAUAUUAUGGAACCAAAAACUCCAGAAGAUGUUUAUAAAUCACAUUUAGAUUCAUUUACGUCCAAUUAUACAUCAGCACGAAGUUCGCCGUUUGGAGGUGUAAGUGGCCAUAUUGAUUCUGCACGACAAAAUUUAGCGGCAAGUUUUGUUAAUGGGUUUGUAAAUGCUGGUUUUGGUCAAGAUAAAUUAUUAAUGACUGACGGAAACAAAUGGUUAUUUAAAAACAAAGAGCAUGGCAUGAUGAGUGCCACGGCUUCCCUAGGUUUAAUUUUGCUCUGGAAUGUAGACGGUGGUUUAACCCCAAUUGAUAAAUAUUUAUACUCUUCCGAGGAUUACAUUAAAUCUGGAGCAUUAUUAGCUUGUGGGAUUGUUAAUUGUGGUGUCCGAAACGAAUGCGAUCCUGCUUUGGCUUUACUCUCCGAUUACGUGCUAAACGAAGUUCCUGGCGUGAUGCGUUUAGGUGCAAUUUUGGGCUUAGGUUUAGCAUAUGCAGGUUCUAAUCGCCAAGAUGUACUCACAAUUAUACAACAAGUUUUCAGUGAUUCGAAAUCAACAAUGGAAAUUAUUGGAGUUGCAAGUAUUGCUUGUGGAAUGAUUGCGGUUGGAUCAUGCAAUAGUGACGUUACUGCAACGAUCACUCAAACAUUAAUGGAAAAAUCUGAAAUGGAUUUAAAAAAUACGUAUGCAAGAUUUUUACCAUUAGGUUUAGGUUUAAUCCAUUUAGGUCGACAAGAUAAAGCAGUUGAAGCAUUAAUGGCCGCGUUAGAAGUGAUUCAUGAACCAUUUAAAUCAAUGGCUACUACUCUGGUUGAAGUAUGUGCAUUUGCUGGAACUGGAAAUGUUUUAAAAGUUCAAAAAUUGUUACAUAUUUGUUCGGAGCAUUAUGAGAGUACCUCUGAAGAAAAUGGAAGUGGUGCCGCGAGUACUGCUUAUGAAAAAGAGAAGCCAUCAAAAGAAAAAAUGGAAAAACAACAGCAAGAAAAAGAGGAAAAAGAACAUAAAGAUUUGAGUAGCAAACAAGCUAUAGCAGUUUUAGGUAUUGCAUUAAUAAGUAUGGGCGAAGAUAUAGGCAGCGAAAUGGCGUUUCGUACAUUCGGUCAUUUACUUCGUUAUUGUGAACCUGUUAUACGUCGUUCAGUUCCACUUGCGCUUGGUUUAAUAUCAAUUUCAAAUCCAAAAUUACCAAUUUUAGAUACACUUAGUAAAUUUUCACAUGAUAGCGAUCCCGAAGUAGCACAUAAUGCAAUUUUUGCAAUGGGUUUAAUUGGUGCCGGUACAAACAACGCAUGCUUAGCUGCUAUGUUACGUCAGCUAGCUCAGUAUCAUGCAAAAGAUCCAAAUAAUUUGUUUAUGGUACGUUUAGCACAAGGUUUGGCUCAUCUAGGUAAAGGAACGCUUACGCUAAGUCCAUAUCAUAGUGAUCGUCAAUUAUUAAAUCCCGUGGCUGUAGCAGGGAUUUUAUCGACUUUAAUAGCAUUUUUGGAUGUGAAAAAUAUAAUUUUGGGUAAAUCACAUUAUUUACUGUAUUCAUUGGUCGCUGCAAUGCAACCACGUAUGUUGGUGACGUUCGAUGAAGAUUUAAAUCCAUUGCCAGUACCCGUACGAGUAGGUAUGGCUGUGGAUAUUGUUGGACAAGCUGGGCGUCCAAAAACUAUAACUGGAUUUCAAACUCAUACAACACCUGUGCUGUUAGGUUACGGAGAACGUGCUGAGCUUGCUACUGAAGAAUAUGCUCCAUUGACACCAAUUUUAGAGGGGUUUGUUAUUUUGAAAAAAAUUAAUCCUGAAAUUAUUGUAUCUUAA